This is a messenger RNA of Fomitiporia mediterranea MF3/22, 699 nucleotides long. RefSeq lists its product as uncharacterized. The coding region runs from base 1 to 699 and encodes 232 amino acids. Gene Ontology annotation, cellular component: nucleolus. Gene Ontology annotation, molecular function: RNA binding. The transcript has 4 exons. Lineage: Eukaryota; Fungi; Basidiomycota; Agaricomycetes; Hymenochaetales; Hymenochaetaceae. The record is from RefSeq and is a predicted model, not a curated record.
AUGGCCAGUAAUGUCGACGUCCUGACCAGGGCGCAUACUGCACUCAAGGCCAAAGCGCGUGCAAAGAAGAAUCAGAUUGAUUCCGUAGUCUUCGACGACGAUGCUCGGGUGGAAUUCUUGACUGGCUUUCACAAGAGGAAAUUACAGAAGAAAGAGGCAGCGAAGAGCAAAGCUAAGGAGCGUGAGCGACAACAACGCCUUCAAGCAAGGAAGGAACAGCGUCAAGCCUUGAGAGAAAAGGCUCAAGAAAAUGCACGACAAAUAGAAAGUGCACUGAAACAAGACGUUAAUGAAUCAAGUGAUGAAGAAACUAAUAAAUUGCCACAAUCCCGCAAGGGAAAAGGAAAAGCAACCCAGGAAUUCGAAGACGAAGAGCAAUUGGCGACUGUCACCAUUGUAGAGGAAUUUGAUCCGGAUACUUUGCGGCACAUGUCUUCAACGGCUCAAAAUAAACCAGGCUCAUUGUCUUCAGCGUCCGAAUCACGCGUAGAUACCCGUAUAGAUUCGCAAUCCAGGCCACCUCCUAAGAAAGCGAAAGUUCAACCAAAGAGAACUCCAUACGAAACCAAAGCAGCGCGGAAGGCAGCUCGCGUGAAACAGCACUCCAGGAAGUUGGAGAAGGCGAAUCUUGCCUCUAGGAACGCACGACGAAAGGAAGGUGGGAAAGGUGGGAAGGGAGGCCAGAGAAGCAAAAAAUAG